Messenger RNA from Trichoderma harzianum CBS 226.95, 1406 nucleotides. RefSeq lists its product as hypothetical. Gene Ontology annotation, molecular function: ribosome binding; translation initiation factor activity; RNA binding. Gene Ontology annotation, cellular component: multi-eIF complex; eukaryotic translation initiation factor 2B complex; eukaryotic 48S preinitiation complex. The transcript is spliced from 4 exons. NCBI's taxonomy places the organism in Eukaryota, Fungi, Ascomycota, Sordariomycetes, Hypocreales, Hypocreaceae. The record is from RefSeq and is a predicted model, not a curated record. Bases 290 to 1222 code for a protein of 310 amino acids.
CAAAAUUGUGACUCCUCAUCCCACUUCGAAUCUUUUAGAAUCGCAGCGUAUACAGAAGCUCUGUCCUUCCUACGAGUCGACAUCGAACGAGCCUCGUUGCCCGUAAAGUCUGUCCGACCGUCGUUUUCGAGUAAUUCAGCAAUUUCCAAGCGAUCACAUCGACACUCGCGUGAGCAGCUACGAGAGAAAGUUUCGGGUCCUAUAAAAAACCAGCCCCCACUUCCUAUCUUCCUCCUUCUCGCCAACCGACUCUCAUUUCCCCAGAUUAUCGUCGAACAACACCGCCAAGAUGUCUUUAACAAACUGUCGGUUUUACGAGGAGAAGUAUCCGGAGAUUGACAGCUUUGUGAUGGUCAAUGUCAAGCAGAUUGCAGAGAUGGGUGCCUACGUCAAGCUGCUGGAGUACGACAACAUCGACGGCAUGAUUCUGCUUUCUGAGCUGUCCCGAAGACGUAUUCGAAGUAUCCAGAAGCUGAUCCGAGUCGGACGCAACGAAGUUGUGGUGGUCCUCCGUGUGGACAAGGAGAAGGGAUACAUCGAUCUGUCAAAACGACGUGUUUCGCCCGAGGAUAUCGUCAAGUGUGAAGAGCGCUACAACAAGAGCAAGAUGGUCCACUCCAUCAUGCGACACGUUGCCGAAAAGACCCAAACUCCCAUCGAGUCCCUAUACGAGAGCAUAGCCUGGCCUCUGAACCGCAAAUAUGGCCAUGCUAUUGACGCUUUCAAGCUGUCCAUCACCAACCCCGAGGUGUGGGAGGAGAUUCAGUUCCCCAACCAGGUUGUCGACGACGAGCUGAAGCUGUACAUCAGCAAGCGACUUACUCCUCAGCCCACCAAGGUCCGUGCCGACGUCGAAGUUACCUGCUUCGGUUAUGAGGGUAUCGACGCUGUCAAGGCUGCUCUGCGAACCGCCGAGGCCAAGAACACAGAGUCCAUGCAGGUCAAGGUCCGACUUGUUUCGCCGCCACUUUAUGUGCUUACCAGCACAUGUCUCGACAAGUCACUGGGUAUCACCCGUCUGGAGGAGGCCAUUGUUGAUAUCCGAACGAGCAUCGAGGCAGCUGGUGGCAACCUGACCGUCAAGAUGGAGCCCAAGGCCGUUACCGAGAGCGACGAUGCCGAGCUGCAGGCACUCAUGGAGAAGAGAGAGCGCGAGAACGCCGAAGUCAGCGGUGACGAGAGUGUCAGCGACAGCGACGACAACAUUCCCGAGACAAUCUAAGCUGUCUCACAGCUCUAUGCCAACAGCGAUGAAACUGCGGUUCUUACACUUGGGACCGGGGGAAAGCGGAUACCAUCUUUUACAAACAAAAAAGAGGAAGGAAAAAAGCCGUCAGCGCUCGUACUAAAAUGAGAGGCAUGAGCCUAGAAUUUGGUUUAGGAAGCUUUUGUGGCGGGUAAUGGCG